Didymodactylos carnosus is the source of this 1302-nucleotide messenger RNA. The record is from the annotation of a GenBank genome assembly. NCBI's taxonomy places the organism in Eukaryota, Metazoa, Rotifera, Eurotatoria, Philodinida, Philodinidae.
AUGAAAUUAAAAGAUAUUCUCAAACUUAUUGGUCUAAUACUUGUUCCAUUAACAAUUGGUGUAGCAACAACUAUUUCAACCGUACAACAAAUAAAACUAAAUCAACAAAAUCGACAGAAUGAUAUUGAAAUUGGAAAACAAGAACGUGAACAAGGUUCAAAAAUAGCUGAUAAUUCAGAAAAAGAGCGAAUAUUAGCCAGUUAUUUAACGUAUAUAUCAAAUUUAUUUUUGGAAAAAAAUAUCACCGCAUUCGAUAUAGACAGUAUAACAUCAACUAUUGUUCGUGCUAAAACAUUGUCUACUAUACGACAAUUGGAUAUUGAACGAAAGCAUCAAGUAAUUUUAUUUUUAUAUGAAACACAAUUAAUCAGGAUAGCAGAUACAGUUUAUCCAAUAAUUAACUUGAACAAUGUUGAAUUAGAUAAUUUAGAUUUAAGUUUGCCAAAAUCAAAUGAAAAACUAUAUCCGCAAUAUGAAAUUAUGCAAUUAGCAUUUCGUGGGGUUUCUCUACGUAAUUCAUCAUUUAGUAGUCGCUGGUUACAUGAGUCAGAUUUUAGUCAUACUGAUUUAACAAAAGGAGAUUUUACAUUAACUCACUCAAUACGUGUUGAUUUUAGCUAUUCUUUAUUAGAACAGUUAAAUUUUAUGAAUGCUACCGUUGAUCAAGCUAUUUUUGCUUAUGCUAAUUUAACUGACUCAAAUAUUUCCGAAGAACAACUUUCAACAACACUGACGUAUGGUGGUGCGAUAUUGCCAAACGGUACAAUAGCCCCUUUGAAGAAUUUAUUAAUGAAUGGCAAUGCCAGAUGUUCAAAUCUUAGCAUUUUUCCAGAUGGAUGGACAGUUUCAGAUGGAAAUAUCAGUAUUAUUCAAGAACGGUUUAGCAGCAAUUGCUACUUUGGAUCAUUUCGAAGAGAAUCGAUAAUGAAUCAAAAAAUUGAUCUAAGUGAUUAUUCACAGUGGAUUAGAAAUCAACAGGAUGCCCACUAUAUAUUUAAUAUUAGUAUUUUCAAACAAAAUAAUAUUAUAAUUAAUAUAAAACAAUUUUCGGCAAAUGGAACACAACUUCGCAUCGUUACUUUUUGUCAAAAUCCCCUGUACUGUAAUGGGAUAUUUUGGACUUGUCAAUCGUCUUCUAAUUGUUAUGAUGACGAUUACAUUGAUCCUUUACAUAAAGAUACUCAAAGUGUUGAUAUUGAAAUUAUAUUUCAAACAAUCAAUGAAAACAGCAACUUACCAGCAAUAUGUGAUAAUAUAAGUUUCUAUAUGAUAUUGAUGCCGAAACGGCUUCCUGUACCUUGA